Molecule: messenger RNA, 3038 nt
Organism: Solea solea (common sole)
Lineage: Eukaryota; Metazoa; Chordata; Actinopteri; Pleuronectiformes; Soleidae
Gene: fbxo30b
Product: F-box protein 30b
Exons: 4
Coding region: 359-2545 (728 amino acids)
Molecular function (GO): zinc ion binding; protein binding; ubiquitin protein ligase activity
Source: RefSeq, a predicted model, not a curated record
UGUUAAAUACGUCUUUGUUACGAUUGUGUUCAGUGGGAAAAUUGCUUUUUGUGCCACAUGAGUAUUUUCUGUUGCAGUACCAGGAGUGGCCACUGGAAAAAUGUCUUCAAGGCAGGGGGCGGUGCUCUCUCUACCCAGUCCUAUAAUACAUCUAUGUUCCACAGAGGCAACUGUUAGUAGCUAAUUAUAUUUAUACAGAAGAAACGAUUAUACGCUGUAUAACGAAACGUUUACCUGCCUAUACACGCAUAAGGUUUUAAGCUCAACGAUCCCUGAAAGCACAGUGACAUCUAAUGGUCUGGAGUCAGUGGAUUUCCUCAGUCACACUCGGGUACUUUUUACCCCUUCAUCUCUGAAGAUGGAGAAGGACCAUAUUCACUGUAUGGCCUGUGUUAACCAGAGAUGCAUGGUCAGACCUGAACCAGGCAUUUCCUGUGACCUCAUCACUUGUCCUCAAGUGUGUGGUGCUGUGUUUCACUCCUGCAAAGGAGAUGAGCACCAUCUUAUGUGUCCCUUGUUGAAGGUACCCUGUCUAAACAGUGGCUAUGGCUGUCCUGUCAUGCUGGUUCGCAACCAAAUGUAUGGACACCUGGGGGUGUGUCCGGCUGGACUGGUAUGCUGCACUAUGGAGUGGAACAGAUGGCCUGUUAGCUGCCUGGACUACACAUCUUAUGAAAGCCUGAGUCGUGGGGUGGAGGAGGUGGAGCAGUUGGAUAUGGCGCUUGCCCUUCAGGAUCAGCGCACACUACUUGAGUCUCUUAAGGUGAUCGCCAUGGCACCAACUGCAGAGAGAAAGCCACAUGUCCUGGUUAGUAAAGAGAGCAGGCCAACAUCUGCCUCAGGCUCAGCAAAGGAGAAGAUUGUUUGUGGAAUUAAUGGGCUGAAGGAGGAACACUUCAGUAAACUUUAUGAAGCCACAGUAGAGACUGCACGGAGUUUAGCUGCUGCUUUGGAUUUUGUUAGCAGUGUCAAUUCUGUUCACAGCAGCACAGUGGGUGUGAACAGUGCAGCUGUUGUGCAGGAGAGUAUACCAAGCAGCAAUGGAGAACUUCAGAAUGGACUGGAGGACAAAGCAUUUGAAGUUACUGAGGGUUUAAGUAAAAGACGAAUGGAGAAGAGUGUUUGUUCUAACUGUUUAAGUGGAAAUGGGGCACCUAAAGGAACAGAUCAGAAAAUGUUAAGCUCAAUUAAUAGACCUGAGCCAGGAGCAACAGGGGCUUUUCAAGAGACAGCUGUUGAGGUACAAGAUGAUAUGAAUGCUGGAAUCACUCAAGAGCCAGUGACCCCUCAGAUGAUAUCUCCAAGCUGUGUCACCCAGGGUGUGGCACAGAGGGCUGACCAUGUGGUCCUGGAAGACAGAGGGCAAGCUCUAUUAGAAAGCCAUAGGUCUAGGCAGAAGUUCCACAAUUACCAGGUUUUUAGGGACCAGAGCCAAUGUUCAUUACCCAACGGACAUAUAGGUUCCCUGCCAGAUAAGUCACCAUGUAGAGUGCAACCCAAAAUGGAGAACAAAGCUGUGGAUACCUCAGAUCUGCAGCAUGAUGAUGACCCAAUGGGACUAGGAGAGAUUGAUCUUAUCACGGCAGCGCUGCUGUUCUGUUUAGAAGAGUCUAGAGAGUGCAGAAGAAUCUCUGAUACAGUCUAUGUUGAUGGUCACUGUGUUGACUUUGGCACACAGACUUUCACUUUCCCUGCAGCAAUCUUAGUAACCAACACCAGAGUGGGUGACAUGGCCUCUGCUUCUGCCUGUGAUCAUGCUGCCCCUCAGCUCUCUUACCCCAGCCCUUUCCACACUCUUCGCCUUGGCCUUGUGCUGGAAGCUCAGGAGGUAGAGGCGGUCCCAUAUAACCACUAUCUCCCUUCAAACCCCAGGCACCAGCAUAUGUUCCCCUUCGUCUGUGGCCAGUCAUUCCGCCGGGACCAGUUUUCUUCCCAUUUCUCAAAUGUCCAUGGUGACAUUCAUGCUGGUCUUAACGGUUGGAUGGAACACCGCUGUCCCCUGGCGUAUUAUGGCUGCACAUUUUCCCAGCGGAGGUUUUAUCCAUCCACCCAGGGAGCCAAGAUUGUCCAUGACAGGCACCUCAGGUCCUUUGGGGUACAACCUUGCCCAAGGGCUAAACUUCCAGGUGAAUCCCAGUCUGACCAAUUAAGUGGGCUUCCCAUUGAGAUACUGUGGCACAUAGCUGGAUUCCUGGACAGUUUCAGCCUGUGCCAGCUCUCACUGGUUUCUCGGACUAUGAGGGAAGUGUGUGCCAGUCUCCUCCAGACCAGGGGUGUAGUGGAGCUGCAGUGGGAGCGAAGACGAGGCCCCAAUGCUCAUGGCACUGUCUCAUGGCAGGUCAAAAAUAGAGUGUGGAGAUUCACCACUGCCUUCAGCCCGGUGUCGUCCUGGGCUUUCUGUGACCUCCCCAGCAUGUCGGACCAUCUUAAAAGGUGCCACUUCAACGUGGUCGAGCACAAGACUGAACCUAUACCUCUCCCUGCCAUGUGCCCUGCACGAGAUGGACACUCACUGCGUCGUGUCCUGCGUCACAUUAACACCUGAGCACACAAGGCCGACCUCUCACAGAUGGCACCAGAGUCACUGUAGUAUUAUGUGGAUGUUGCAAUCAAAGAUUUUCAAUUUGAAAAAACAUGAACUUUUCUUGCAUUUCACGAUGGAUUAUGAAGAUGCCUUAAUCAAUUAACACCUUUUGUGUCUGUUGUUGUGGGUAAACACAUACAUAUAGCUUUGCAUGAACCUUUGCUGAAAAUGCAACCCCACUAAACUAAAGUAUAUUUUUCCUCAUGUAGACAAAUAUGCACAAUAGAUUUAUAUUCUAUAUUUGAGAUAAUGAGAUACUUGGUUAUUGCAUUAUUUCUACUGACAGAAGCGACACAAGAGUUGUUCCUUCAUUGUUGGUCUUUCUGAUUCAAGCUAAGAGCGUCAACUUAAUGCAAGUCUGUAGUCUGGAAUGCCAGGAAUGAGGUAAUGAAUGAAUUAAUGUCCCAAUAAUGUAUGUAAAUUGCUACCAUUUAAUAAAAUCUUGACAACCUUU